Sorghum bicolor (sorghum) is the source of this 3283-nucleotide messenger RNA. RefSeq lists its product as uncharacterized. Bases 138 to 3065 code for a protein of 975 amino acids. The record is from RefSeq and is a predicted model, not a curated record. The transcript has a single exon. Lineage: Eukaryota; Viridiplantae; Streptophyta; Magnoliopsida; Poales; Poaceae.
AUAAUUUUGUUUCAUAAAGUGGUUGAAGACAUCUCUACUGCUUUUAAGAUACUUGGCUCUUAAAACACAUGCUGAUUAGAACAUACUAAUGCCAGGCUGGUGGCAACACAUAUCAGGGCUAAUUUGACAUAUUUGGUAUGAUGGAAUGUAACAGAGAAGAGGGUUUAAGGGCAGGACGAAUUGCUUUAACAAAGCUAAAAAAGAAAGACUUUAGGGGUGCCCAAAGGAUUGCACUCAAAGCUCAAAGGCUUUAUCCAGAGCUUGAGAACUUGUGCCAGCUGUUAGCUGUCUGUGAGGUGCAUUGUGCAGCAGAGAUAGAGAUCAACGGAGACUUGGACUGGUAUGGUAUUCUUCAAGUGGAAGCAACAGCGAAUGAUGAGGUCAUAACAAAGCAAUACUGCAAACUUUCCUAUUUGCUCCAUCCUGACAAGAAUACUCUUCCUGGUGCUGAAGCUGCUUUCAAGUUGGUUUGUAUAGCUCAUAAAAUAUUGUGUGAUCAUAUGAUGCAUUUUCUGUAUGACAUCAAAACACAGCAUGUUUUCAGAAAAGUGGCAAAGAAGGGUACACAUCUACCAGAAAGUACUCAUGCAAACAAAGGUGAUGCAAUAAGACAUAGGGUCCCAUCUGAGCUUAUAUUGGUGUUCCGGACCAUAUGUCCACAUUGUCAGAAGCAAUUUCUAUUCUACCAAAAGAAUAUUUUUGUGCGCUGUGAUGACUGUGGUAAAACUUUUUUUGCAUUCAAGCUGCAUGAGGAGGCUGUGCCCUUGAGAUUCCUACCACCUGCACCUUAUAAUGCUCAAGUGUCACCAGAGAUGUUAUCGUGUCACCCAAAUCAAUGGCUUGACUGCACAAAGCUUCAAAGUGCAGUGGGGGACAUGGAUUCCAGAGCAACAAUGCAUGCCACACAAUCAGAUGAACAUGUAAAAUGGGAUGGCAGGUCAUGUGAUGAUGGAGAAGGAAACUUCUCAGCGAUAGAAGUAGAGGCAGUUCAACUAUUGGCAAUGGACCAAAUCAUUUCUCCUGAAGCUGCUGUAGAGAAGGAUAAAACUGAAAGCAUGACACUGGAGCCAAACUUGAGUAGAGAAGAUGCACGUGCAUUGUCAAAUGCAAAUGCUGCGGGGUCAUGCAGUCUUCAGAGAUUUGACAAGAGAAAACAAGAUGAUGGCAUAGGCAGUAGCCACAACAUGGACUCCUGUAACAAUAAGAGGCAGAGGAUAUAUGAUUCAGUCUCCAAGGCUAACUCAAGUGAUGAUACAAUGUGUAAUGAGAACGCUGCUAGUGCAGAGGAUCAAUCUUCUGAUCGUUGCCCCAGCAAAUUUGAUAACCCAGAGGAAGGAAAUACAGCACAUGAAGACUGUCAGCAAAUUUACAGGAAACAUACUUCUGAUAUUUCUACCCAGUGGUCAAAUGGAAGUUCUAUGAUUGCCUGUGCUUGUACUGAGAUCUUUAAUUUUGAGACCCACAGGGAGGCCAAUCGGUUUGCAGUUGGUCAGAUCUGGGCCCUUUACGAUAACUUUGAUCUCAUGCCAAGAUUUUAUGCUCAAAUAAUGCAUUUUGAUGCUCACAACGACAAAAUACAUUUGACUUGGUUGGAGCAUGAUGCAACAAAUAAAGAAGAGGAGAAAUGGAUGGAUAAAAAACUCCCUGUUGCUUGUGGAAGCUUCCGCUUACAACCAACAGUAGAUACAUCACAAGAUAGGUUCAUGUUUUCUCACACUGUUGCAUGGACAAAGGGUAUGAAAGGAAACUCGUAUGACAUAUAUCCUAACAAGGGUGAGGUAUGGGCUCUUUACAAGGGAUGGAGCAUGCAAUGGAGCUCAGAUACAGAUAACCAUAGAUCCUACGAGUAUGAGGUUGUGGAAGUCUUGUCUACUAUGUCAGCUGAGGAUGGUGCCACCGUUAUCCCACUGGUCAAGAUUAAGGAUUUUGUCAGUUUAUUCGCGAGAGCUAAGGGCAUGUCAUCAUUUUUUAUACCAUCAAGUGAGCUACUUAGGUUUUCUCACAGCAUUUCCUUUUAUAGGACAAAUGGAAAUGAGAAAAUGGGUGUACCAAGAGGCUUUCUGGAACUUGACACAGCAUGUCUCCCAUCUGACCUGGAUGCAGCAUUUUCUUCUGUCACUCUUGUGUCUUACAUGUUUCUCGGCAACAUGACAGGCUGUGUGUUCGCUGAUUUGACCACUGAGAGUGCAGAUAAUAAAAUGGAUUGUGGAGACGAGUUGAUUACUGGAAAGGAGAAUUCCUUAGAACAAAAUGUUUGCCAGUCAAUUUCUGCAGAUGACACCGUUGAUAUUUCUUCUGAAAAAAAUACAUCAACCCAGAAAAAUGCCCAUGGUGCCAAUGAAUCUGGUGAUUCCUCUCAGCAAACCUGUGUGUUCCCCAAUAGUUAUUCAUACCCUGAUCCUGAGUUCCAUGAUUUCGAGGAAGACCGCUCGUUCAAGAAGUUCAAACAUGGACAAAUAUGGGCUAUGUACAGCGAUGCUGAUAAAUUCCCCAAAUUCUAUGCCUGGAUAAGAAAAGUCGAGCCGGAACCUUUCAGGGUGCAUUUGAAUUGGCUUGAGGCUCGCCCUAAGUCGGAGCAGGAGAAACGGUGGUUGGAGCAGGACCUAUCUAUCAGCUGUGGUACAUUUGAAUUAGUUCGGAACUGGAGAACCGAGUAUGAUGCAUCUAGUUUUUUCUCACAUUUAGUAGAUGCCAGACCAACAGGAAUGAAGAGGCAGUUUGAGGUUUUUCCACAGGUUGGCCAGAUCUGGGCCACUUACAUGAACUGGGCACCGGGCUGGGUUCCACCCUGCGACGGUUCUUGUGAAUACGUGAUUGGUGAGAUCAUCGAGCGCACCGAAGCAGGGACAAAGCUUACUGUCCUCACUCAAGUUGGUGGAUACAGGUGUGUGUUUAAACCUGACAAUACAAAGGGAGUCCUGGAGAUACCUGCUGGAGAGAACUUGAGGUUCUCUCACCGUGUACCGUCGUUCUGCCUGACUGAAGAAAUGGGUGGCACCCUCCGGGGCUUCUACGAGCUUGAUCCAGCUUCUCUCCCUGAUGCCUUCCUUCAUGGGGAUACCUAAGUACCUAACGUAGGUGUCUACUCUUUGGAAGCUAACGACAUAGCUGACUCUUCACUCAGUAGAACUGGACCUGAAUCUCACUACAGGAUUAUUGUGUCUUAGAUAUGUUCUCCUAUCGAAACCUUUCUGUGUACAUAUAUUCCAGUCAGUUUAGUCUUACUAAAUGCUAGAACAGAACCAUGCCAACAUGUUAGCUGGAGGGCUUCCUUGUUCUUCAA